AUGGCUUCGCAACAGACGAUGCGGCUGCCCGAUGGGCAGACUUUCACCACAAUGGCGAUAUUUGGAGGCGUCGGUUUCAGAAGCCAUGAGUUGAACAGCAACCAUCACCACGCGUUCCCGGCCGGGUGGACGAUCAUCCUACACACAGAGGAUCCCAAGGAUGAUGCGAACGCGGUGGGCAACGAUGACGAAUACUUGCCAGCUUCGCUACGGGCACCAGCAAACGUGCACCCCUUCAAGAAGCCGACGCUGAACCAGGACGCUCUGUUCAUCUCCUCCAUCUCGAACCCGUCGUCGAGUGAGUUCAAGCCUGCCGCGAGCCCUACACGCCAAAUCGCCAUGAUGCUAUGGGUCACCUUGUACUGGUACUUUCACCAGCCGGAACCGCCACUCCAUCUUGACAGCGAGGCUUCAAAGGACACCCCAGACGCAGCAAAGCCGAAAGGGGAGUGGAUCGUGCAUAUCAAGAGGGACGGCGUGUUGAGGAGUAAAAACCUCAUACCCAAGCUUGAGAGGAUGGGCCUCAUUGCGUCCCACAACACCUCGGUGGGCACGAGCUUGGACGAUAACGGCGACGAAUGGUCAGACAUGUUUGUCUCGAGGAGGAUGUUUUGGCAGAUCCCCGGACGCCAAUUCCUCUUCACCCUUGCGCCAAACAGAUCUCUGGCUUCGUAUCCUGGGUCUCCUGUUGGUAGCCGGUCCGCCUCCCCGACGAGAACUGAACCGCCUCAUGGGGGGCACCAUUGGCAGACUCACUCUCAGUCGCCGUUGCCUACCAGCACAAGAGCCGAGUUCGAUCUGCCAGGCGGCCCGAUACCGACGACUAUGCUCCAAUCGUCAGGGUACCCUAUAGGGCCAUUCUUUUCGACCUCGCACUUGCCCACAUACUAUCCUCCGCCGCCGCUGCAGUACACCUUUACCAAUGGCAUCCGGCAUCCCCUUCGCCCGAAGCCAGUGCGCAUGGGCGAGACUUUCUAUUCUCGGUUUGUGCCCAGCGUAGGGCAGUAUAUAUCCUUCCGCAUUGCAUCAGCUUCGCCCAAGCCUGUGCCUCACCUUGGCCCUGUCGGGCCCAAGCCGCCGCAACACUCUCACCUGUGUACCCUGAGCGAUACAUCACUGAUGCAGAUGUGGAUGGCCAACCCCCGCGUCAAGAAAUUCUGGGGCGAGUACCACCCGCAGUUCUUGAACGAUGCUUUGAGCCAGACGCAUUCGUUCCCUGUCAUUGGUCUCUGGGACGGAGUGCCGUUUGGGUAUUUCGAGGUCUACUGGGUGAAGGAGGACAUACUCGGUCGUCAUUUAGGAAGCGAGGCGGACGACUGGGAUCGCGGCCUGCAUGUCUUUAUUGGUGAAGAAUGGGCGCGCGGGCGAGUGUCGGCAUGGUUAACGGGCCUCGUCCACUGGUGUCUCACGGCCGAUCAGCGAACAAUGAACGUGGUCCUGGAGCCACGCGUGGAUAACGAGGGUUUCUUAAAACACCUCGAUGCCUGCGGUUUCGCGAAGGAGAAGAAGGUGUCGUUCCCACACAAGCAAUCGUGGUACGUGAGAUUACGAAGGGAGUCAUGGGAAGGACCUGCAUUAUGA
This is a messenger RNA of Emericellopsis atlantica, 1581 nucleotides long. Its product is annotated as acyl-CoA N-acyltransferase. NCBI's taxonomy places the organism in Eukaryota, Fungi, Ascomycota, Sordariomycetes, Hypocreales, Bionectriaceae. The coding region runs from base 1 to 1581 and encodes 526 amino acids. The record is from RefSeq and is a predicted model, not a curated record. The transcript is spliced from 2 exons.